UUACUAGAAAAUGAGGCGAAAAAACGUGAAGAACUCAGUGAGGAACGAAAGAAAUGGAUGGAACAACUGCACGAAAAAGAACGAGAGUUGGAGGAAGCUAGAAGUAGCUCGGAAGGAGAAGAAAAAAUCAAUCAUCUCGCCGCUGAGAACGUGCGCUUAGCUAGUGAGGUUUUGAAAGCACAUUCACAAGCUGAAAAAACUCUCCAGGCUGAAAAGGAUCUCAUCACCAAACAGUUCACUGAGAAGCUAAAAACUGCCCAGAAUGAGAGAGACAAACUAGCCACCGAUAUGGAAGCUCUACGGGCUAAAAUGCGGGUAAUGGAGUCAAGAAUUGAAGAUCAAAAAUCGUCAAUUGAACAAGCCGAAAAAAUUAGAAAAGAUGAGGUAGCAUCCGUCCAAGCUGAACUUGAUGCAGUCCGGAAGGAAAAAGCGAAAUUAAAAGAGGAAAUGGAAAACCUUCGCAGUAAUAACAAUGGAAAUCCGGUACCACCACCUCGAAGAACCAUAUCGAAUAUGUCCACCUAUACAUAUAACACGCAAACGGACUUCAGCGAAAUUGAGGAUGUACAUCGAUUGAGGAGCGAGAUCGAUAAGUAUGUUUUGUGUGUGGGCUUUUGUUUUGUUUUCUGA
Molecule: messenger RNA, 630 nt
Organism: Strongylus vulgaris
Lineage: Eukaryota; Metazoa; Nematoda; Chromadorea; Rhabditida; Strongylidae
Source: the annotation of a GenBank genome assembly